CAGCUUGCUUGCGUCGUAUCAAUAUGGCACAAAGAACAGCUUUAACCGCACAUGCGCAGAUAGAUACUCGCUAUUAUCAACACGCGGAGGAAUUCAAUUGAAUUUCAUACUCUUUUUCACACUAAAUGCAAAUGCCAAAUAUAAUGCUCCACCAAAGCCCUGAACUAAAACUAUCGUUAGAGAAAUCGAUGGAGGCUGAACACGCAAAACGUUCGUUGGCUUUCUUUGACUUGGAAACAACUGGACUUGGUCAUGCGUGUGAAAUAGUCCAGUUAGCAGCCGUGAGCGGAUGUAACUCCAUCAACUUGUACACCGUGCCCAGGUGUCGAAUGCAGAGCCGUGCGGCCAAAGUAACCGGUUUCAGGGUCCGCAGACACAGAUUGUUCCUCAAUCGCCAACCAGUGCUCACAAAUUCUCUAAAGGAUGUAGUCCUGUCAUUUAUGGCCUUUCUCCGCAUGCUUGGACGUCCUAUACUUAUUGGGCACAAUAUUCGCCGCUUUGAUUGCCCGGUACUUCUCAGGGCACUGGACGAACUCGACCUCAGAGUUGAAUUCCAGUCGAUAAUUACCGGGUGCUUAGACACUCUUCCACUUGCAAGGGACAUUUGCAAGGACAAUGGUUACAAGAGUUUUAGACAAGAAAACCUGGUUCGGGAGCUUUUGGGUGUGGACUACGACGCACACAAUGCACUAGAAGACGUUCGGUCAUUGCAAGCACUUUACUGGGCGCUUCAGCCUACAUCGCAACUGAUAAGUAGACAUUUCUUCACACUGGAGACCAUAGUCAAACCCAAGCAUCCAGUUUCAAACCCAGUGGCAGCGGACUUAUAUCCAGAAAUAGUUCCCUCUGUUUUGAGCACUUGAGACGGGUAGCAACCUAUAGGAGCCCGGGACAAUUAUUUGUUGUAAAGCUUUGUCCGUCUCACUAACAUUUCCACAAAAAAGUGGAUAC
Gadus macrocephalus (Pacific cod) is the source of this 951-nucleotide messenger RNA. RefSeq lists its product as uncharacterized. Gene Ontology annotation, biological process: DNA catabolic process. Lineage: Eukaryota; Metazoa; Chordata; Actinopteri; Gadiformes; Gadidae. Gene Ontology annotation, molecular function: nucleic acid binding; 3'-5'-DNA exonuclease activity. The record is from RefSeq and is a predicted model, not a curated record. The coding region runs from base 126 to 863 and encodes 245 amino acids. Gene Ontology annotation, cellular component: cytoplasm. The transcript has 2 exons.